CGACUGCGCGGAGGGAGCAACAGAGCGUGUGUUGGGAGCAAGGAAUCCAUAUGGAGUUCACAGACACAAGCGCCGCCAACCACACCCGGCGUUGUCGACAGAGCAGCCGUGAGUUGAGCACUAGAAAAACCGCCCGGGUGGUUUCUAGGAGACACACGGCAGCGUCAUCGUUAUCGACGAGAAUGCCCACCAUCACCACCGCCGCCGCCAUCCUGGGAGCGCUGAUCGCUUCCUGCUGCCUGAGCGCCCCCUUCCUGGCCGAAGCGUUCCUUCUCCCUCCUGCCAGAGCAGGGCUGGCCCAAAGGGAAACAGCCGCGACCGCAAGGGUGAUGGCAGCCAAGGGCUUCGGUAAAAGCGUCGAGCCCCCCACUCCCGCCCCGGCGACGACGGAAGGGGAAGUGGGAGGGGGCAAGGCCCCCAGAAGCGAGGGGCUUAGCGGGGUGGGGUCGUGGGAGGAGGAGUACAAGGCCUACAUCAAGAGGACCGGGCAGUACCUGUGCAGCAUGAGCUGGGAGGGCCACCAGGAGAUGGGCAGGGGGGCCAUUUUUGCCAACUACGACGACGCUCGGAAGGAAGACAAGCUUAACGAGACGGACAAGUUCGGCGGCAUUCCUUCCAUGUACGUGCCAUUGACGGAGUUCGAGAGCAUGAAGGCGGCGGGGCAGGAGGCGGGGGAAGAGGACGACCUCGGGCAGAUCGUGAGGCGGGUCAAGGACUACCGCCCAGAGAGGGAGUUUGUCGUGGUCUUCCAGGCUGCGGGGGUAAUGGGGGCGGACAUCGUUCGGCCAAACGUGUCGCCGCCGGAGAUGGCGAAACACGUCGUGAAGUCAGACGGAGUUUCCACGAUGCCUAGCGAUACAGGCUUGGAUGGCGUCAUCGAUGUCAACUAGAUCUGGCUCGCGGUCCUUUGUGCCCUUGAGUUGAUCGACUCCGAGCGAUUGAAUCGCCGCGUACGUCGUCGACUGCCUUGAGCUGAACCCGACGGCCGCAAGUGUCGGGCAUAAUUUCGCGUCCUAGAGCGAGACGCAACCUCCCGACUAGACGAGGAAGGUCUUUGUAGCACUUGGAGCUUCUGAGCGCCUCGGCAUGUACGCAGCACAAGAACCCUCUGUCUUGUACGUCUGGGUUCUAGCAAGUCUAUAAGAGCCGUGCAAGGAACGGGAUGUCCUUAAGCCUACGAUGUUUCACGUUUGGUUUUGCGUUUCACAGCUUGCCUUCCGGAAGCACUACCGUGCGUCGACGUUGUUGGGAAGGUCGUUUGUCUAGGCAAUUUUGCACAAAACGGGUAAAAAUCUCUCCUGUCUAUUUUGAGGGGUGCCCCGCCGCCGUCAUGUGUUGCGGACAAAAUCUCCGUUGUCUGAAGCCCUCGCCUAACUUGAGGGCCAAACACGGUUGACUUCUGGGUGGUGCAGACCGUU
Ectocarpus sp. CCAP 1310/34 is the source of this 1418-nucleotide messenger RNA. NCBI's taxonomy places the organism in Eukaryota, Phaeophyceae, Ectocarpales, Ectocarpaceae. The record is from the annotation of a GenBank genome assembly.